This is a messenger RNA of Aspergillus wentii DTO 134E9, 2133 nucleotides long. RefSeq names its product DNA-directed DNA polymerase IV. Lineage: Eukaryota; Fungi; Ascomycota; Eurotiomycetes; Eurotiales; Aspergillaceae. The record is from RefSeq and is a predicted model, not a curated record. Gene Ontology annotation, molecular function: DNA-directed DNA polymerase activity; DNA binding. Gene Ontology annotation, cellular component: nucleus. The transcript has 4 exons. Gene Ontology annotation, biological process: double-strand break repair via nonhomologous end joining. The coding region runs from base 1 to 2133 and encodes 710 amino acids.
AUGUCGAAAACGACUAAAGAUAAAGAGGCCUUUUUCAAAGAGCUGGAACAACUGGAUUACUUGACGAGCGACGCUGAGGAUAACGAGAAUGACAACAUCAGUCGUCUGAUGCUACUGUCUAGAAAGGCUGAUAGCCCCAAUCCUACAGACAUUCCUGGUUCAAAGGCAUUAGCUCCGAUAGUUCUGACGGACUCGGGCCCUCAGUCUUCACAAGGCGCAGUGAGCGUUGAGCCAGAAACGGUUUCCCCUGUCGUUGCCAAUGAAGAUCCUCAGAAGCCUGUGGUGGAGAGAUCUAAGAUCAUGUCCGAGAACAAGACCGCUGCUUCCAGGAAAAGACGAGCGUACUCUACUCGAACAAUCCCAGAGCAGCAGCAAAUAUUCAAGGGUCUCAUAUUCUUCUUCUUCCCAAACAACGAUGUUUCUCCUCUCAGACGUCUGCGGAUCCAGCGAGCACAAGAAUUUGGUGCUAUUUGGACCAGAUCUUGGGAAGAAAACGUGACGCAUGUGAUAGUCGACAAGGGUUUGAUGUUUCAGGAUGUUCUCACGUUUCUGAAGGUCGACUCUUUCCCACCUAGUAUCGCUCUGGUCAAUGAGACUUAUCCGUCGGAGUGUAUCAACUUUCGAUCGAUUCUCAGUGUAACACAGGCACGGUUUCGUGUGAAUGGAACACCCAAGCCCUCUGAGGUCGAAGAACUCCCUUCUUCGGCCGAACAAUCUUCGACUAGCUCACUACUACUCAAACCGCCUAGGAGACAAGGCCACUCCUCAACACCAUCACAACUCGCUGAUAGUGAAAGUGAGCCUGCUCCAGUUCCUGCCAUAAUACAUGUCCAGCAACUUGUUGAGUAUCCAAAGGGUACACCCGACGAGGAAGUUAUUGGCGAAUCAUUUCCUAUCCGUGAGCGUGACGUUUUGGAUGACCUGAUUGACGAGACCAAAGCUACAAAGGAUUUGCCUCUAGACCCACUGGAGUCUUUAGAAGAUGAGGCUAUCCUCGGAGCGUCUGAUGAGGAGUCUUCAGCUUCAGAAUCUGAACCGACCAAGUCAAAAAGACGAAAAAUAUCUUCCGGAGAGGACAAAGUAACGGAUGCCUGGCAGCAGAAAUUCGCAUGCAUGCAGAAGCAUGACCAGAAUUCAAAUUCCGAGAACCCGAAUAGCAGAACGAUUGAGGUUCUUCAACAGAUGUUGGACUACUAUACAAGAACAUCAGACCACUGGCGCGUGAUUGCCUACCGUAAAACCAUCAGUGCCCUUCGGAGACAUCCAAAGAAGGUUGUCACAAGAGCGCAGGCUCUUUCGAUAACGGGCAUAGGGCAGCGACUGGCGGAUAAAAUCGAAGAAAUUGUCUUUACUAACCGACUACGUCGCCUUGAAAACACAAACUGUACGCCUGAAGAUCGCAUAUUCCAGGAAUUUCUGGGUGUCUAUGGUGCAGGGAUUUCACAGGCAUCACGAUGGGUCGCUCAAGGCUUCAGGUCACUGGAUGAUCUGCGAACCAAAGCACCACUGACCAGACAACAGCGAGUUGGCGUGGAACGCUACUAUGAUUUCUCCCAGCGUAUCCCUCGACAGGAAGUCGAAGCUCACGGGGACAUUGUUCGAAAGGCUGUACAAGAGGUAGACGCUGAAAUGGAGGUCAUCAUCGGUGGCUCGUAUCGACGCGGAGCGGUCAGCUCGGGAGACGUCGACGUGCUUAUUACCAAACCCGAUACGGCAAUCGAGCAGAUUCGGACGAUGAUGAUGGACAUUGUUGUGCCGCAACUAUUCAAACAAGGCUUUCUGCAGGUCAGUCUAGCCAGCACGUCCCGAGAGGAUGGCUUUAAAUGGCAUGGGGCAUCUACACUGCCAGGCAGUAAUCUAUGGCGUCGGAUCGACCUUCUCUUUGUGCCUGGAUCGGAAAUUGGGGCGGCCUUGAUUUAUUUCACGGGGAAUGACAUUUUCAACCGCAGCAUGAGGCUGCUGGCGAGCAAAAAGGGCAUGCGUCUCAACCAACGAGGACUCUACGCUGAUGUUGUGCGUGGAGAGCAACGAGCGAAACUGAAUACCGGCCGGCUCCUCGAAGGCCACGAUGAAAGACGAAUCUUUGAGCUUCUAGGGGUGCCAUGGAGACCUCCCGAGCAUCGCAUAUGCUGA